UGGCAAGAGGAGCGUGAGAUGAGGGAUCGGAAGGAGAGUCCAGAAAGUUGUAAUCCGCGAGCCGGAGGAGCACAUGGCAUGACAGAAAUUGAUGUAUAUAUAUGGACGCAAGGGCGUGUGGUUCCAUAAUUCAAUCAAUCUUUAGCCUUCUUCCACCGCCGAUCUUGUAGCUGACCGGGUCUCAGUAGGCACGCCCCCAUAUCGUCAUCUUUCAUGGGCCUUUCCCUUUCUCUUCCUCCAUGGCUCGCUCCAUCCCUUUGCUAUCUGCCCCUUUUCUUUUGAUCCUUUACAGAUUACCUAUCACCGGCCUUCAUCUUCUUCUCAUCUUUCUCCAUUCCCUCUUAUAACUCUUACCCAUCCUUCUCCUCUCUGUGUUUUUCUUUCAUUAAAUCUUCCUUUCCGCUUCCCGUCCUUCCGGAAAAUCAUAUAUCUCGUCCGAUCCGAUUUACAACAGGGGAAAAAAAAGGAGGAAGGAUUUGAAUGGCAUCGGUGUUCCUGUACCACGUGGUGGGGGAUCUGACCGUGGGAAAGCCGGAGCUGGUGGAAUUCCCUGAGACGGAGACCGUGGAGUCGGCAAUUCGGGCUAUAGUAGAUUCGCCAGAGGGCAGUAUACCCGUCUGGAAAAAGAGAUCACACUUGGCCAUCAUCGAGAAUAGUGAAAUGAAGCAGCAGAGAUUUGUCGGCAUCCUCAAUUCCUUAGAUAUAGUUGCAUUCUUGGCAAAGAGCCAGUGUUUCGAGGAUCGGGAUAAGGCCUUGAACGCCCCUGUUUCUGAGGUUGUCGUUCGAAACAAUUCACUCUUGAGGCUGGUCGAUCCUGCAACAAGGUUGAUAGAUGCACUGGAUAUGAUGAAGCAAGGGGUAAGACGUCUGCUUGUUCCAAAGAGUAUAGCAUGGAAAGGCAUGAGUAAGCGAUUCUCAAUUCUCUACAAUGGCAAGUGGCUCAAAAAUACUGAAACUCCUAACAGCAGCAGCAACAAUUUACCUGCAAACAAGAAUUGGGGUUCCUCGUCUUCCCACAGUUAUAUUCGUGACAAAUUCUGCUGUCUCUCUAGAGAAGAUGUCCUUCGCUUUAUCAUUGGUUGCCUUGGAGCUCUGGCUCCACUUCCUCUCACCUCUGUAGCUGCUCUUGCAGCAAUUAAUGCAAACUAUAAUUUUAUUGAAUCCUCAAGUCCAGCGAUUGAAGUGACUCGAAAGCUUCCUGAAGAUCCAAGUGCAGUAGCGGUGGUAGAAAGCACACAAGACGGUCAGCAUAAGAUCAUUGGAGAGAUUUCUGCAUGUAAAUUAUGGAAAUGUGAUUACUUAGCCGCAGCUUGGGCUCUAUCCAAUCUCACAGCUGAGCAGUUUGUUAUGGGAGUUGAGGACAAUGUUUCACCAAGAUCAGCGCCUGAGUUGUGUGUAAAUUCGACGGCUGGUGAUGAUAAUGUAGUUAAUGGUGGUAGUUCAAGAAGACCAAGGAAAUUCAGUAGCAGGAAUGUUGGUUUCUUCAGUAAUCCUGCAAACCCUUGUGCCGGAGCCAAUAGGAGCAUGUAUAGAGGAAGAAGUGCACCUUUGACUUGCAAAAUUACUAGUUCACUGGCUGCUGUCUUGGCUCAGAUGCUAUCUCACAGGGCAACUCAUGUGUGGGUGACCGAGGAUGAGAGCGACGAUGUUCUAGUUGGCGUGGUUGCUUACGCUGAUAUUUUGGCUGCUGUAACCAAAUCACCUGCAGCUUUCAUUGUUUCCAAUAGAUCAACUGAGGGGUUCGGAAAUGAAAUUCAGACGCCCAGUUGAGUCUUUUAUUCUUUUCUCCUGUUCCUUGCUUUUAUCUUUUCUGGGAGUCGAUGUCUUGUGCUUUGUUUGUUUGAGUCUUCCUACGACUGAGCUUCGUAGUUGUUUGCCUCUUUAUGUUGGAGUCAAUCAAAUAUCAUCAUCUCCAUGUUUAUAAUAAAACACGCAUGCUGUGUAGUGAAAAAUAUAAAUAAAAGAUGGGUUUAAAGGACACGUUUCUAGUUUUCUACCA
Molecule: messenger RNA, 1999 nt
Organism: Prosopis cineraria
Lineage: Eukaryota; Viridiplantae; Streptophyta; Magnoliopsida; Fabales; Fabaceae
Product: CBS domain-containing protein CBSX6
Exons: 3
Coding region: 481-1770 (429 amino acids)
Source: RefSeq, a predicted model, not a curated record